Populus nigra (black poplar) is the source of this 968-nucleotide messenger RNA. Its product is annotated as RING-H2 finger protein ATL56-like. Lineage: Eukaryota; Viridiplantae; Streptophyta; Magnoliopsida; Malpighiales; Salicaceae. The record is from RefSeq and is a predicted model, not a curated record. The coding region runs from base 33 to 641 and encodes 202 amino acids. The transcript is spliced from 2 exons.
AUCUAUGACUGUCUUGUUUACGGUCCUCUAUCAUGAACAGCAAGCAAGCGCUACUUUUAGUUAAGAAAAAACUUCUCCAUUUGACAAUUUCCUUUGCCUAUAUUCAUUCACUUCCAUCUGUAACCAUGCCUCCUCCUCACCGCCACCAUGAUCACCACCGUACACACGGUGGUGCGACACCACCGAAACCAAACCAAAAGCUUCUUUCCUUAAUCCUCAAAACCAUAAUAAUGACUGCAAUAACCACCCUUUUUUUCCUAUUCCUUGGUAUUGCCGCCAUCCUCCUCCUCAUUGCCACCGCCGCACUCCACCGCCACUCGACUCCAUCCUCCAAUUCCUCAAAUGGGUUGUCUCUCAAAGAUUUAAAGAAGCUCCCAAUAUUCAGAUUUUCGACUCAGACAAGACCUGAAACGGGUGCUAAUCAAACUUCAUGUGUGGUUUGUCUUGAAGAGAUAAAGCAGGGACAGUGGUGUAGAAACCUUGUUGGGUGUGGUCAUGUGUUUCACAGGAAAUGUGUGGAUGCUUGGCUUGUCAAGGUUUCUGCGUGCCCUAUUUGCAGGACACAGGUUGAAUUGGUUCAUGGAGUAAAAGAUAGUCCAUUAUGGGACUUUGAUUGGACAAAUGAAUUGAGGGUUUGGUAGAUUUUUCCUUAUCCUUUUCUAAUUUUGCUCCUGGCGAUUUCUCAAAAUAUUUCAUCUCAAUUUGUGCUCUCUCCUAAGGUGCAUAUAAUUGUCAGAUACUACAUGAAGGGUCAGACAGCAUGUGGUGUUCUGGUUGUAGGUUAUCCAUUGACUGAUAGUUUCAUUUGCUCUCCUCCCGUUAUUGACAGGCAAUGUGGUGUUCUAGUUCUUAAAUUUUUACUCGGAUAUUAUGUUGAGUUGUUUUGGACCCUUUUGGAUCGUACAAGAAUGUUUCUUGGUUACUUGAACCUCUAUAAUCUGAUUGCAUAUCGAGGAUUUUUCAGAAUA